GUCCUUCUUCAACUUCAACUGGCAUGAAUAUUGCCGUUGCUCGAUAAUAACCACCAUUUCGCUUCCUCUUGUCAAUACUGCUGCUCUGCAGCCGCCAGCCGUCGUCUUUGAACCCCUCGAUUCUUUCCGUCAUUACCCAUCCGCUCUACUCCACCUCUACCUCGUCCUUCACCUACUUCACAUCCUCCAACAUAACCAUGGCUACCAAUUCCAUCAAACUGUUGACUGGAAACAGUCACCCAGAGCUUGCGAGGCUCGUCGCAGAUCGACUAGGCAUCGAGUUGACGAAAAUUAUGGUUCUGCAAUUAUCCAAUCAGGAGACAAGUGUUACUAUUGGCGAAAGUGUGCGAGAUGAGGAUGUUUUCAUCCUGCAAUCAACAAAACCAAACGACAUUAACGAUGGGCUUAUGGAGCUGCUGAUUAUGAUCAAUGCUUGUAAAACCGCCUCUGCUCGACGCAUCACUGCUGUCAUCCCGAACUUCCCCUAUGCGCGCCAGGAUAAGAAGGAUAAGAGUCGGGCGCCGAUCACGGCGAAACUGAUGGCGAACAUGUUGACGACCGCUGGCUGCAACCAUGUUAUUACCAUGGACCUUCACGCGAGCCAAAUUCAGGGUUUCUUCAAUAUCCCUGUCGACAAUCUAUACGCGGAGCCCAGUAUGCUGCGAUGGAUUCGGGAGAAUCUGGAUGUGGAGAAUUGUGUGAUUGUGAGUCCGGAUGCUGGUGGUGCUAAGAGGGCUACUGGUAUCGCUGAUCGACUUGACUUGCAAUUUGCCCUCAUCCACAAAGAACGGCCUCGUCCCAACGAAGUGUCCCGAAUGGUCUUGGUCGGAAACGUUAAGAAUAAGACCGCCAUCAUCGUUGACGAUAUGGCGGAUACUUGCGGAACUCUGGUCAAGGCGGCUGACACGGUAAUGCAGCACGGCGCGAAGGAGGUCAACGCUAUUGUCGUCCACGGCAUUCUUUCUGGAAAUGCGAUUACCAACCUGAACAACAGCUGCCUCAAACGCAUCGUCGUUACCAAUACCGUCCCUCAUGAGGAUAAGAAGGAACUUUGUGACAAAAUCGAAACCAUCGAUAUCAGCCCCACUCUUGCGGAGGCUUGCAGACGUACACAUAAUGGGGAGUCUGUCAGUUUCUUGUUCUCGCAUGCAGUUGCAUAGAUUUAACAGUUUUCUCAAUCGUUAUGAUGAAUUGUUCUCUGUCUCGGUCUACCAUUAUUGUAUGUUUGCUACUUCUGGUCAUAUGGGAUUGUUUCUACUGCUUGGGGUUAUUCUUAUCGUUUUAAAAGGUUGGAUGCAUAUAUUUAUACUACAUAUGA
This is a messenger RNA of Monascus purpureus, 1318 nucleotides long. NCBI's taxonomy places the organism in Eukaryota, Fungi, Ascomycota, Eurotiomycetes, Eurotiales, Aspergillaceae. The record is from the annotation of a GenBank genome assembly.